CUCUUCCUUCAGUCUGCUGAGGGGUGCUCGUCCCACUCUUUCGAGCAGCCAAACCAUCCUACCUAGCCGACCGGAUCUCCUGGUCGAGGGCUCUUCGAAACCCCUUUUCUUUUCGCCAUCUCCUUGAUUUUCAAGAUGAAUCCUCACCAGCAGAACAAGGUGGAUAUAAACUCCCUCAGCCCAGAGGAGCAACGUCUCUUGCGCCUCUAUGGUAAAAUGCCUACGAAGAAGGACUUGCUGCAAAACAAGUUGAAGGAGCGGAAAUACUUCGACUCGGGUGACUACGCUCUCAGCAAGGCCGGCAAGGCUUCCGACGUGGGCGUCACCAACAUCGGCUCACGCCACCCUGUCCCCGAGAAUAUCCCACACCUGACGGCCACCUCACCGGGCGCCAACAACCCCGCUACUGGCAACGGAGAACGCCACGGCUCGCAAGGACAGCCGAUUCCCGGCAGUAUCAGCGGCCACCCUGGAUCGAUCGGGUUCCAGAGCCGGAGUCCCAUCAAAGAAGCCAGUUUCCUGCAACGCGAGACAAGCGUCGAUGAGUCGGAGCAGGAGGCGGCACAGAAGGAUCCCAAGGACUUGAGCGUCAGUCCGCCGGUGGCCCGGGAGGGGGUCCCUAUCCGGCGAUGAUUCUCUGGAUGACGGGGACGCCGGGCCCCCAGCGGCCCUUUUUUAUUAUCGAGAGUCUUCUACGUACUUGAUGAAACUAUCUAUGUUGAUUUCUGGCCCAACCGAGUGGCUCGUGGUAUCAAAAGCCUGGCGCUGUGGAUUACAUUCAGAAGGUAUUUCCGGGUUGAGCAACCGGUAAUGUGUGCUACUGAGCAGAGCAUGAGAGAGAAGGGGCGAGUGAAAUUCUUAAGAGGAGAAAGAAGAACCUCUUAUUGUUCACUACCG
Messenger RNA from Penicilliopsis zonata CBS 506.65, 897 nucleotides. RefSeq lists its product as hypothetical. Lineage: Eukaryota; Fungi; Ascomycota; Eurotiomycetes; Eurotiales; Aspergillaceae. Bases 136 to 633 code for a protein of 165 amino acids. The transcript has 3 exons. Gene Ontology annotation, cellular component: cytoplasm. Gene Ontology annotation, molecular function: protein phosphatase inhibitor activity. The record is from RefSeq and is a predicted model, not a curated record.